Pocillopora damicornis (cauliflower coral) is the source of this 2089-nucleotide messenger RNA. RefSeq names its product glutaryl-CoA dehydrogenase, mitochondrial. Gene Ontology annotation, cellular component: mitochondrial inner membrane. NCBI's taxonomy places the organism in Eukaryota, Metazoa, Cnidaria, Anthozoa, Scleractinia, Pocilloporidae. The record is from RefSeq and is a predicted model, not a curated record. Gene Ontology annotation, molecular function: fatty-acyl-CoA binding; flavin adenine dinucleotide binding; glutaryl-CoA dehydrogenase activity. Gene Ontology annotation, biological process: fatty acid beta-oxidation using acyl-CoA dehydrogenase; fatty-acyl-CoA biosynthetic process.
UCGAGCAGUGAAAAGUUUGUUUCGGAUAGGAAAACCUUGUUUGUGUGGCUACUAUCUCGCCAAAAUUGGUCAGAAAUGGCUCUUCAUCGUGUUUUAAGACGCAUGGUAUCACCGUCAAAUAAUGCCCUUCUUUUUUUUCGUACUCAAAGUACGAAAACCGCCGCGAUUGCUGAAGAAACAACAAAGGAGAAAAAAGAUAACUUUUUGAGAUUCAACUGGCAAGAUCCUUUGAGUCUGGAAAGCUGUUUGACUGAAGAAGAGAUAAUGGUUAGGGAUCAGUUUAGAGAUUACUGCCAGGAAAAGCUUAUGUCCAGGAUUUUGAUGGCAAACAGACAUGAAGUCUUUGAUAAAGAUAUUAUGACAGAAAUGGGAUCCCUUGGAGUUCUUGGUUGCACAAUUAAAGGUUAUGGAUGUGCUGGUGUCUCUUCUGUAGCGUAUGGACUUAUUGCAAGAGAGGUUGAAAGGGUGGACAGUAGCUAUCGGUCAGCCAUGAGUGUCCAGUCCUCUCUCGUGAUGCACCCAAUAAAUGCUUAUGGAACUGAGGAACAGAGGCAGAAAUACCUUCCACAGCUUGCACAAGGCAAGCUGAUUGGCUGUUUUGGUUUGACUGAACCUAACCAUGGUAGUGACCCAGGUGGAAUGGAAACAAGAGCCAAGUAUAAUUCGGCUGGCAACAGUUAUAUUCUUAAUGGAAGCAAAAGCUGGAUUACUAAUUCACCAAUAGCUGAUGUGUUCGUUGUGUGGGCAAACUGUGAAGACAAGAGGAUCAGAGGCUUUAUCUUAGAAAAGGGAAUGAAGGGACUCUCAGCCCCUAGAAUUGAAGGUAAAUUUUCUCUGAGGGCUUCUGUAACAGGCCAGAUUGUCAUGGAGGAUGUUGAGGUUCCAGAGGAAAAUCUUCUACCAAAUGUUGAUGGACUGGAGGGACCCUUUGGUUGUCUGAACAAUGCUCGUUAUGGCAUUGCAUGGGGAGCUCUUGGUGCUGCAGAAUUUUGUCUUGCCACGGCAAGGCAAUACACAUUGGACAGGAUCCAGUUUAAAAGACCGCUGGCUGCCAAUCAACUUAUGCAGAAGAAAAUGGCUGAUAUGGCAACUGAGAUUGCCAUUGGGCUUCAAAGCUGUCUGCAAGUGGGACGGCUCAAAGAUGAGGGACAAUACUGCCCAGAAAUGAUAUCUAUGAUCAAACGGAACUCAUGUGGAAAAGCAUUAGACAUUGCACGAAUGUCCAGAGACAUGCUUGGAGGAAAUGGAAUUUCAGAUGAGUAUCAUGUCAUCCGUCAUGUGAUGAAUUUGGAAGCUGUCAAUACAUAUGAAGGAACCCAUGACAUACAUGCACUGAUUCUUGGAAGAGCAAUCACAGGACUUCAGGCUUUCACUGGCCGAUGAAUACAUUACUGGUGAUGAAUAUGUUUCAUAGAAAAAGAAACGGGAAAGCACAACAUCCACACUCGUCAAUAAAUCUAUACAUUAAAUUAUCAUCUCAAGCAAAAAUGCUAACCUUUAGUUCUAGGUACUGCUAAUUUAAUAUAUAUGGAUGAAAUACCAAGGUUUGUAAGUGUUCAGACCACAUGAAAAAUUUACAACUCAGACAAAUAGAUCACUGAUAUGUAUCUUUUGGUAAAUUUUCAUGCAGAUUAAUGAUAACCGACACAUGCCUGAUUGUGAUAUUGUUAUCUCUGUUUACAGUACUAAAGUUAACUUUUGAGAAUGUGAAAAGAAAACGGGGGUGAAGAAGGGCCUAUCUUAAUUUUUAAAAUGAUGUAAGGAAAAUGUAUAUUCAAUUCUACACCAACUUAUUCUUCUCAUUUGUAAAAUUUCUUAGUUGUACAUUUUAUUCAGAAGAUCAUCUUGCUUUGGUCAUAGACAAGGAGCACAAAUUUGCUAGUACGUAGAUAAAAAGUUCCUGCAUCCCUUCAUAGUUGGGGUAGUUACAGUGCUUGUAACUGUUUGAGAGUUCUUCUUAUAUUUUUGAAAUAUUAUUUGUUUUAUUAAGAGAAAUGAGAAAGAAAUGUUAAUGUGUAUGUGGUACAGUAUAAACUUGUACUCCAGUGUUCUGUAUGGUGUGGAAAUAAAUACCUGUACUCUGAAUUUA